AUGGGUACAAAAUCUGGUAUGUCCGGCGAGCGUUCGCUGGAGACCAGGAUUCAAGCCAAAAGGCACAAAGGACCUGCACAAUACGUACCUCCAAGACCAGAUAGGCCACUGGCCACAAUGGUCUGGAAAAAAAAUGAGUGCAAAGGGUUCAUUACAUCCUUUAUUAAUAGCGAACACAUCGUAGCCUUGCUGUCUGAGCCGUACACGGGGAAGGGUAUCGAGGUCAGGGCCGUUUUUUGCCAUGCCGAAAAGUCUUUAGAAAAGAAUUUCAAGAUGAAAGACUUUGGUACUAUAAGACAUUGUUUGGGUAUGAGAGUUGUGUGCAAUAAAGAUUCUGUAACAUUAGAUCAAGAGGGCACAUCAAAUACACCAAUGGAAUAUAACGAGAGUGUAUGUGGCGAUGAGCAUGACAAAGAAGAAAGAGAAGAUCAGCCAAAUCCGCUGGUGUUAGGCGAUUUCAUUGGAGAAGUUCAAGCAAACGAUUAUGACAGCUUUGAUUCCGAUGAUGACCUCCCUUUGUCUAACUUAAGGGAGCCCAACAUCGAACAUUCAAACAGGCCUACAGUAGCUCUACAGUGGAAGAAGAAUUAUAGGACGAACAUACCCGGUGAGUUUACAGAAGACGUGGGAAAAACGGAUCAAGUACUAAUGAUGGAGAAUGUUACGCCUCUUUCACUAUUUCACCUUUUUUGGACAGAGCAUUUACAGGACAUUUUAUGUUUUCAAAAUAACCUUUACGCUACUCAAUCUGGAAAGCCUUUUACUACCACAACUGAGGAGCUUGAUGCUUUCAUUGCCUUGAACUUGGUGGUGGGUAUAAAAAAAUUGCCGAGCCACAGAGAUUACUGGUCUUCAGCACCUAAUUUACAUGACAGUUUUGUUACCGAUUCAGUUGGCUUUUGA
Molecule: messenger RNA, 903 nt
Organism: Danaus chrysippus (African queen)
Lineage: Eukaryota; Metazoa; Arthropoda; Insecta; Lepidoptera; Nymphalidae
Source: the annotation of a GenBank genome assembly